UGCACCGUCUGGUGGUAAAUACAGUAAGGAAACUAAUAUAUGGAUACAAACAAAUCUGAGUACUAUUUUGCUUGCCUCUGUUCUUUAGGGCGCGAAUUGUUUCUAUUCACUAACACGGAGCACAAUAAAAUGCACUCCAGGUUUCCACGGCGACGAUAGACGCCUUCAACUCUGGAGGAGUGCAGUCACUGUUUGAUCUUGAACUAAAACAAUGGAGCCUGAAGAUACAAACCCAGUCUUAGCUUGUGCUCUAUCAGGAGACACUGAAGGUCUCCAAAAGUGGUUUGAGAAUCCAGAGGAUCCACACCACGAGCAAGUCAGCCAGAUGGUCCAAGAGACAGACGCCGUGGGCAGAAGAGUCCUGUUCACAGCCUGCAUGUUGGGCAGGAGUGAUGUUGUCAGAGAGUUGGUCAAAUAUGGGUCUGAUGUGAAUGAGACGACUCUGAGAGGGUACUCUCCACUGCACUGUGCUGCUAUCUGGGGUCAGUUAGAGUGCCUGAAAACAUUGGUUGAGCUGGGAUACAACAUCCAGGCCCUCAAUUUUCUUGGGGAGAGAGCCAGAGAAGUUGCCUGCCGCUACUCUAAGACAGACUGCGUGGAAUUCUUAGACUUGGCAGAAGCUAAGCAGUCCUUGCAGAUGUUAAUUUCUCACAUAAGAGACACCAUUGCUGACCCAGAAAAGGUUCAAGGGAAACUCAACAAAGAAGACAAGCAUACUUGCUUAAACACCUGCCUUAUGAAACUGGACUGGAUUCAAGAGGCCAAAGACCCAACGAUUGGGGAAUUUUUGGAACAGAAAAAACAGCUACAGGAUACAUUGAAUCCCAUUCUCUCUAAACUCACCGUCCCAGCUCCUGAACCACCAUUAAAAGGUACCAAAAGCUGAGGGACACAGAUACAAUGAAAAUAAAGAGUCAAUGCAUUCUUUUUUGCCUUACCC
Polyodon spathula (Mississippi paddlefish) is the source of this 940-nucleotide messenger RNA. Its product is annotated as ankyrin repeat domain-containing protein 45-like. The transcript has 6 exons. The record is from RefSeq and is a predicted model, not a curated record. Gene Ontology annotation, molecular function: protein binding. Bases 212 to 886 code for a protein of 224 amino acids. NCBI's taxonomy places the organism in Eukaryota, Metazoa, Chordata, Actinopteri, Acipenseriformes, Polyodontidae.